AGGGAAUCUGUUAUUCAUCCGUGCAUUUUUACGAACUCAAACCGCGACGUAAUAUUUGGUCAUUCAGCCAGACCGUGGAAUAUGGUAGUGUCAUAUUUUUAACGUUCUUUAGGUAGUUUAUACUUUUAUUUUUACCUGUAGUUCGAGGGUUUAGAAUAAAACCGAUUGUUAUGGAUUUACUUCAUGACACAAACAACAACACCACUUUAGAGAAGUCGUACUCCUUAAGACCUCGUGCAUCCACCAAAAGAGAAGAAAACGACAUCGAAGAGGAGAACUGGAAACCACGAGGACGAACAAGAAAGAAGCCGAAGCAGAAGUCUCUACCCCUAAGCAAAUACAGGAGAAAAACAGCAAAUGCGAGAGAACGGUUCAGAAUGAGAGAAAUAAACGAAGCCUUUGAAGCAUUACGGAGAGCGGUUCCCCACCUUCAUUCAAACACAGAGAACCCAUGUGAAAAGUUAACAAAAAUCUCAACACUCAGGUUGGCUAUGAAAUAUAUCACAGCUCUUAGCAACGCUCUUCAGGAUUCUGAUCUGGACUCUGAUGGAGACUCCUUCCUCAGCGAAUGGUCAACUCCUCAAGAUACAGGGUCUUCAACUCCAUCAUCAACCAACGACCACGCCGACCUCUAUGACCACUUCUUCUCGCCGUCUUCCGUGGAGUCUUCUUCAUCCAACUCUCCUUACCUUUCUACUCUUCUUUCUUCGCCUACCUGUGACUACUCUCCACGUGCCAGUACGUCUUGUCUCAACCGAGUUUUCGAGUGUGCUUACAAACAAGAAGCGAGUGUUAGAGUAGAAGCUCCUCAGUUGACAUCCUCAACUCUAGUACCGACGUUUCCUAUCAAGAGUUCCUUGACAAAUUCUGCGGUAAGCAGUCUAGAGGAGGAUCUCAGUCACCACUUCCUCACCGCCGCGGACCUCCAGACCUCCCUCCUGGACGAGUUGGAUGGUCUUCCAUCCCCUUCUGUAAACAUUGAAGAUUAUCUUAUAACGUGACCUGUGUUUGUG
Molecule: messenger RNA, 1013 nt
Organism: Macrosteles quadrilineatus (aster leafhopper)
Lineage: Eukaryota; Metazoa; Arthropoda; Insecta; Hemiptera; Cicadellidae
Product: neurogenic differentiation factor 1-like
Exons: 1
Coding region: 171-1001 (276 amino acids)
Molecular function (GO): protein dimerization activity
Source: RefSeq, a predicted model, not a curated record